AUGGUUACCUCAAUCCCUUAUUAUGCGCAGGCUAAUAGGCAAGUAGAGGCAGCCAAUAAAAUUCUGAUAAGUUUGAUAAAAAAGCAUAUCGGGAAUAAGCCUCGAACGUGGCAUCAAACUUUAAGCCAUGUACUGUGGGCUUAUCGAAAUUCACCAAGAGGUUCAACAGGUACUUCACCAUACAAAUUGGUGUAUGGUCAUGAUGCAGUGUUGCCAUUAGAGAUAAAUCUAAAUACUUUAAGGAUAUCGAAGCAGAAUGAUUUGCCAGUUGAUGAUUAUUGGAAUGCAAUGUUCGAUGAGUUGAAUGAGUUAGAUUCGGAGCGGAUCUUGGCACUUGAAAAUGUAGUUCGACAAAAAGAAAUUAUUGCUCGAAGUUAUAAUCGUCGAAUUAAGGAAAAGUCUUUUGAUAUAGGCGAGUUGGUUUUGAAAGUCAUUUUGCCAAUGGAAAAGAAAUCGAAAUUUCUUGGCAAAUGGUCCCAUACUUGGGAAGGCCCUUUUCAAGUAAUAGGGACAUAUUCUGGAAAUGCUUAUCAGAUUAAAGAUAUCGAAUCGGAAAAAGUAGUUAACUCGAUUAAUGGAAAAUACUUGAAGCGAUUCUAUUGUUGGCAGAAUUAG
This is a messenger RNA of Arachis ipaensis, 615 nucleotides long. The record is from RefSeq and is a predicted model, not a curated record. NCBI's taxonomy places the organism in Eukaryota, Viridiplantae, Streptophyta, Magnoliopsida, Fabales, Fabaceae.